AUGCGCAAGCAGCUACUAGGUGACGACACCUCCCGCGGUGCUCAGGGGACGAGUCAUGGUGCUACUACGCCGCCUCCCACUCCAAUCUCAACAUCUAACGCUGAGUACAAGAGCCUCCGUGUCAGCAUGAAAGAGGCAGAUGAGCUUUUAUCUCACUUCCAGUCGAAAAAGGUGUACUUCCCGUUCGUGGAUGUACCGGAUAACCUCACAGCCGCUUCCAUGGCGAAAACCCGUCCCUUCCUAUUUUUAGCGAUUCUCACUAUAUCAACAACGCAGCGGCCGCUACUACAGAGAAAGCUCGAUGAGAGAUUCCGGCGGGUAUUGAGUGAAAGAAUUGUUCUUCAAGGGGAGAAAAGCCUGGACUACGCUCAGGGUCUGCUGGUCUAUCUUGCAUGGCAUCCUAUACACAUUCGACCAUUGAACAAUCAGCUUUUUCAGUACCUGCAGAUACUUCGUAGUAUGCUGUCUGAUCUGCGGUUGGACCAGAAGUUACACGAAAUGGCCGCGCGCAAUGCCUGUCUCGGGUGCUAUAACCUGUCCUCACUCCUUUCUCUUGGCUUUCAGCGACGCAGUGAUUCCACGUUCUAUGACAGUAUGAAGUCUGCCAUCGAUGAAACCACGACAGAAGACAAACAUCACAGUCAUCAAACGUUGCUUUCCAGGACCCAGAUGCUGUGGGAGACUGUAGGUCGAGCAUCUGAGCAAGGAAGUGAUGAUCUUCCGAAAUGCUCCCUGUCAUUCCACCUGCAGAUCCAGGACCUUGAGGGCAAGAUACGCUUUGAUGCCCCCGAGGCAGCUUCGCUACGUAUCUCUAUACUGUCACUGAAAGUGGUUACAGCCUACCUCCCUUGGACGGUUCAUAGGCCAAGCUCCAGCCAUAGGUCAUCUUCCGAGCCCUAUGCACCUCAGUACCAACCAGCCGAACACUUGAAGGAAGCACGAUCAUGUUUGGCGGAGAUUCAAGGCUUUUUCGACUACUUUCUCUCCAUACCCCCUGAUAAAUAUAUUUACUUCUCCCUUAGGGAAUGGUGUCAGCUAAUCCUCACCAUUAGCACUGCCUCACAAAUAUGCUUUCUGACUUAUCCCUUCAUGGAUACCCAAUGGUACGAGUUUCAGAUCAAGGCCCGAUCGCGAAUGCAAAUAUACUUGGAAAGCCUCUUACACCGGAUGUCGACCUUAUCCGUCUCGAAGACUGGCGACGCCCCUGAUAUCUUUAGCAUGUUUCAGUCGGUAUUGGAUGUCGUUCUGGAGACAUACGCUGUCGCCAAGAUCAACUCUCCUCUGCAGUCGAUUUCAGAUCACUCGGGUACUGAAGACACAGACUCUCCGAGUGUGGUUGAAACGAGCACGACAUCCAGACGCUGUCCCAUGAUGAAUGGGACCAUCAAGCAGACGGAGUUCUGGGAGGCAGUACAGCAGAGUAAUACCCUCUGUAGGGGAGGUACGGAAGCCAAAAGCAGUGGCCGGUAUUCGGGGGCGUUUGGGGCCGGUAUGGAUGGACUGUUUGACGAUGCUCAGGAUUGGCCGAGUUUGUUUUCAGAAUGGGUCAGUUUUACUUGA
Messenger RNA from Aspergillus japonicus CBS 114.51, 1560 nucleotides. RefSeq lists its product as uncharacterized. Gene Ontology annotation, biological process: regulation of DNA-templated transcription. NCBI's taxonomy places the organism in Eukaryota, Fungi, Ascomycota, Eurotiomycetes, Eurotiales, Aspergillaceae. Gene Ontology annotation, molecular function: transcription cis-regulatory region binding; DNA-binding transcription factor activity, RNA polymerase II-specific. Gene Ontology annotation, cellular component: nucleus. The record is from RefSeq and is a predicted model, not a curated record. Bases 1 to 1560 code for a protein of 519 amino acids. The transcript has 4 exons.